Messenger RNA from Cornus florida, 637 nucleotides. Its product is annotated as 65-kDa microtubule-associated protein 1-like. The record is from RefSeq and is a predicted model, not a curated record. Gene Ontology annotation, biological process: cytokinesis by cell plate formation; microtubule cytoskeleton organization. Gene Ontology annotation, molecular function: microtubule binding. Gene Ontology annotation, cellular component: spindle; cytoplasm. Lineage: Eukaryota; Viridiplantae; Streptophyta; Magnoliopsida; Cornales; Cornaceae. Bases 142 to 507 code for a protein of 121 amino acids. The transcript has 2 exons.
CAAAUAAGUUUUCACAAAUAACUCCUAUUGAUUGGUUUUCUUGGCGAUGUAGCUCUUGUUGACACUCUGGUUGCCAAGACAAGGGCUUGGGAAGAAGAUCAUGGCAUCUCAUUUACCUAUGAUGGUGUUCCCCUGCUUGCAAUGCUAGAUGAGUAUGCAAUGCUCAGGCAUGACAGAGAAGAAGAAAAACGAAGGAUGAGGGAUCAAAAGAAGUUCCAUGAACAACUAAACACAGAACAGGAAGCGAUUUUUGGUUCAAGGCCGAGCCCUGCUAGACCACUUGGUACAAAGAAGGUGGUGGGCCCACGUGCAAAUGGUGGUACGAAUGGAACUCCUAGCAGACGGCUAUCUCUGAAUGUUAACCAAAAUGGUGCCAGGUCCUUGAGUAGUAAAGAUGGAAGACGGGACAGUGACAGGCCCAUUGCUCCUGUGAACUAUGUUGCCAUUUCGAAAGAGGAUGCUGCAUCUCACGUUUCUGGCACUGAGCCGGUUCUGGCUUCACCAUAAUAAUGGAAUAAGGAAGUAAUCUGUAGGUUUACACACGUGUGGUAUGUGAUUGUUAUUACCAGUGUAGUUGCUGCAAUAGGGAUACAUCUUUGAACAUUGAGGUAGUGUAGAGACUGGGUUUGGUUGUUUG